CUAAGUGGAGGGAUGUCCUAGCCAAGCCUGCCAUGUGCCAUGGAGGGAGCUGCAGAUGUGCCCAACGGGGCACUGUCCUUCCAACGUCUUUUGUGCAUGGGAGCUCCGUUCCUGGAGGUCCGCGCAGAGGUACCCCCCAGCCUCUUGGAAGACUUCAAGCUUCGACCCAAUGCGGUGGUGCAAGUGGAAGGCCACAUGCAGACCAUGCUCACUGAGAUCAAUCGAGUUUGCACAGAGCUGGGCCGCCCCAUGCUCUACGCGGCCGCGGGCGAUGCCACGACCACCGCCAUGACGGUGCAGGCACUUUUGAGAGAAGACCCUGGCUAUUCCUUCGAGGCGACCCAGCAGGAUCCGGUGGUCUCCCUGCUGGGCGGCGUGGGGCGUGACCAGCUCGGCUACAAGCUGCAGGACUACCUCAACAAGAAUGGGAUUCAGCCCUUGCUGAGCGAAAUCGUCAGUGAGCAAACCGGUUGGACGGUCUUCCUCCUGCCCCUGCGCAUGGACGAUGCGGGCGCCAGCUUCGACCGUCCCAUGACGGGCUUGGCGGCCCCCACUGAGGAGAAGAGUGAGAGCAACGUGAAGUCGGGGGUGGUCUAUCGUGCCAUUCAGGCUGGUGCUGCCAACCAGUACAAGCUGGACCAUUUGCGCUUCAAGGUUUGGGAGCAGGUGGAAGCUGCUGGCGUGGUCUAUGCAGAGGCCACCUUCCUCACGGUCUCCUUCGAGAGCGUGAAGAUCCUGGCAGAGCAUUGUGCCAAGAUGGGCAACACCUUUUGCCUGAGCUUAUCGGCUCCCUACGUGUGCCGCUACUUCGGGGAUCGCAUCCUUACUGUCAUCCCUUACACCGACUUCAUUUUCGGCUGCGAGAGCGAAUACCUGGCCCUGGCCGAGCAGAAGCGUUCCGAAGGCCUUCCGCAGGAUGUGGAUGCGGUGGCCACCUGGCUGGCGAAGAUGCCCCGCUCGGACGGGGAGAACUGGAAGCGACGCCACGUGGUCAUCACCUGUGGGGAGAAACCCACCAUCGUGGCCAGUACCUGGCGUGGCUACGGGGUCAAGGUGCAACGUUUUCCGGUGCCACCCGUCCGGAGCCAGCGCUUCGUGCGCAAGGACGGUGCAGGGGACGCCUUUGCAGGCGGCUUUUUGUACGGUCUGAUGCAUGAGGCAGAUGUGGAGAGCUGCGUGCAGAUGGCACUUUAUUGUGCGAGCGUGGCAGUGCAGCGAACAGGCCCAGGCUUCUCCUUCAAGGACAAGCCGAGCUUGUCAAGGUCUGCGCCCUGAGGUUUCUGCGAAGUGUGCAGAGGCCACACCUGAAGGGGGCACGCUGCACAGCGGAAAAAGACUGGGCGCCCUAUGGGUGGAAACCGUGGGAAACAGUGCAGACAUGUUGACUGUUUGUUUGAUGUGUUUGUUUGCGGCGGG
Messenger RNA from Durusdinium trenchii, 1416 nucleotides. Lineage: Eukaryota; Dinophyceae; Suessiales; Symbiodiniaceae. The record is from the annotation of a GenBank genome assembly.